CAGGAACCCAAGCAGUCCCUGUACUCCGUAGUUGAGUUCCCAUCCACACCCUCCAUCUUUACCACCCUGAAAGUUGCUUGCUGGAGUUCCUGCCUGUAUAGUACAGGUUCGUUUUUACCCCUUGUUGCUGCUGCAGCAGUUUGCCGUUUUGCAGGGCCGCGGCAUCCAUUUUCAUUCACCAGCAUAUUCUUCACUCCAUUAUUUGCCCCUCAUAAGCCUCUCGCGGGUCGCCCAACAGUGGCACUGGCUCCCGGCUCCGCGUGCAGAAGGGAGGAGCUCCUGACGUGACCCGCCAUCGCCGGCUUCCUGCCUUCCUUCUUAACACCGUGACCCCUUCAAGAUGGACGACAACCAGACCCCCGGUGCCGCGUCACCCAAUGUCAUGAUGGUCGACGCGCCGGAGGAGCAUGUCGUCCACACGAAUGGCACCGAGCCCGAGGACGUCGCCAUCAUCAACCCCGACAGCAUGGAUACAGACGCACCCCUCCUCGCAAGCGACUAUGAGGCGAUGAAACAGCAUGUGCUGCCGCCGCUGCCAGAAGAACCCAGAGUCCUGGACGAUCAGGUUCACACAUGGACGGUCGAGGGAUGGCGGUCAUUACUCAAGAAGGAGCAUGGUCCGAUAUUUUACGCCGGCGGUUACCCAUGGCGAAUCCUCCUCUUCCCGUUCGGUAACAACGUCCUUGACCAAUGCUCCAUCUAUCUCGAGCACGGCUUCGAAGCGAACAACGUCCCGGAGGACUGGAGCUGCUGCGUGCAGUUUGCGCUCGUGUUGUGGAACAAGAACCACCCGCAUAUCUUCUUCCAACAUUCCGCCCACCAUCGCUUCACAAAGGAGGAGAGCGAUUGGGGUUUCACGAGGUUUCUCGAGACCCGCAAGAUGUUCAAUCCCGUCUGGGAGAAUGCGGACCGGCCGCUUAUCGAGAACGAGUGUGCCAACAUCAGCGCAUACGUCCGGGUCGUUGAGGACGAGACUGGCGUCUUGUGGCACAACUUCAACAACUACGACUCGAAAAAGGAGACUGGUUAUGUUGGCCUCAAGAACCAGGGUGCCACCUGCUACCUGAACUCUCUCCUGCAGUCAUUAUACUUCACAAAUGCCUUCCGCAAGGCUAUCUACCGGAUCCCCACGCAGGAGGACGAAAGCAUGCAAAACAGCGCGUACACGCUGCAGAGACUCUUCUACCAACUGCAAACCUCCAACACGGCUGUGGGAACCAACGAGCUCACCAAGUCCUUUGGCUGGGAAACGCGCCACAUCUUUGAGCAGCAAGACGUGCAAGAGCUCUCCAGGAAGCUCAUGGAGCGCAUGGAAGAGAAGAUGAAGGGUACCGAAUUCGAGAAGGCGCUUCCACAAUUGUUUAGCGGCAAGAUCAAGACGUACAUCUCUUGCAUCAACGUGCCCUACGAGUCUAGCCGAAUCGAAGAUUUUUGGGACGUCCAGCUCAACGUGAGCGGGAACGAGAACCUUCUGGAGAGCUUCCAGGACUACAUUCAGGUGGAGAAGCUUGAUGGGGAGAACCAGUACUUCGCCGGCGACCAAUACAAGCUGCAGGAUGCGAACAAGGGCGUCAUCUUCCAGUCAUUCCCUGACGUCUUGCAUCUGCAGCUCAAGCGCUUCCAGUACGAUAUACAGCGCGACGCCAUGAUGAAGAUCAACGACCGCUACGAAUUCCCCGAGGAGUUUGACGCCUCGCUCUACCUGGACAAAGACGCGGACAAAUCGGAGCCUUGGGAGUACCAGCUGCACGGCGUCUUGGUGCACAGCGGCGACCUCAACGCCGGCCAUUACUACGCCUUUAUAAAGCCGAACAAGGAAGGCUGGUGGUACAAGUACGACGAUGAUAAAGUCACCAAGGCGACGAAACGGGAAGUGCUCGAAGAAAACUUCGGCGGCCCGUUCAAGUUGCCCAACGGCCAAAUGCGCCCCCUUGGCAACAAGAAAGGCCCCAUCAUGAGGCCCAACAGCGCAUACAUGCUGGUGUACAUUCGCAAGUCCAGGCUCGACAAGGUCCUCUGUCCGGUCACCGAAGAGGACACUCCGGAGCAUCUUCGGAGGAGGUUCGCGGAGGAGUACGCUCUCCGGGAGGCGCGGCGCAAGGAGAGGGAAGAGCAGCACUUGUAUCUCUGGGUGAAGGCCAUCACAGAAGCCACGUUCCAGCAACAUGGCAGUACUGACCUCACCAAUUUUGAUGCGACGCCAGAUACAGAUCCGGCAGCGCCAAGGUUUUACCGCCUGCUUCGCACCGCGCCGAUGCAGGAGCUGGUCAACCAGAUCGCGGCGGAUAUCGGCCAGGAUCCGAAACAUGUUAGGCUUUGGAUCAUGGUCAACCGUCAGAAUAAAACCGUUCGGCCGGAUCAGCCCGUCAUGGAUCUCCGACCGACUGUCGAGGAGACGUACAACCGAGCAGCGGCGCAUAGGGAUCAAGCACUUCGCGUGUGGGUCGAAGUUGCUGAGGAAUUCAAUGCCGACGGCACGGCUGUGUGGCCGACAUAUGCCCCUGGGCUGGCGAACGGGGCUGUCGUGAAGAACGACCUCAUCCUGCUCUUCCUCAAACGAUUCGACGCGGACGCCCAGGAGUUGAGGGGUGUUGGCCAUGUUUACAUGAGCAAGGAGAAGAAGGUUGAGGAGCUGAUCCCAGUCAUCAUGAAGAAGAUGGGCUGGGACAAGCUGUCAAGUGACGAGAAGAUCCAACUCUGGGAGGAGAUCAAACCUAAUAUGAUUGAGGGCCUCAGAGGGAAGCAGUCUCUCAAGGCGGCAGAGCUCCAGGACGGAGACAUCAUCUGCUUCCAGCGGAUUCAUGAGCGGAAGCCAAAGCUGAGUCUGGGCGACAAGAACGACAAGCAAUCAUCCGAGGAGGUAAAAUCGUUGGACCGUUCUGAGGAUGCCCGAGAGUACUACGACUUCCUCCUCCAUAGGCGGGUCGUCUGGUUCCGCGCCCAUCCUCAGAAAUGCGAUGCCGAGACUUAUAAGGAUUUUGAAAUGGUUCUGAACUCCAAGAUAAGCUACGACAAGCUGUCAGAGAAGGUUGGCGAGAAGUUGGGAGUUGAACCCACGCAUCUUCGAUUUUACACGGUGAAUGCCAGCUCCGGGAACCCUAGGGCGGCGGUUAAGAGAGGCCAGAACCAAACACUCCAGAACAUUCUCGUCCCGGCCGGCUACGGGCAAUUAAACAUGAAUCAGCGCAACGACGCCUUGUUCUUCGAGGUGCUGGAGAUGAGCCUCGCCGAGCUAGACACCAAGAAAAGCAUCAGAAUCACCCUCCUCAGCGAGGGAAUCACGAAGGAGGAGCAAUUCGACGUCUUGGUGCCCAAGAACGGUCAAGUGAAAGACCUUAUCGGCUGUUUGACUGCAAAGGCGAAGAUCCCUAGCGAGGAAGAGGGGGGGCCGAUUCGGGUCUACGAGGUCAGCAACCACAAGUUCUUCCGAGAGCUGGAGCGGACCUAUCCCGUCAUCAGUAUCAACGACUACACGACGGUGAUAGCGGAGCGGAUACCGCCCGAGGAAGUCGAGGCCGAGGACCCAAGGGACUUCAUCUCGGUGUUCCAGUUCCAUGGCGAACCCAGCAAGGCGCACGGCAUCCCGUUCCGCUUCCUUCUCAAGGAGGGCGAGGUGUUUUCGGAGACCAAGAAGCGGCUCGAAAAGCGGACGGGACUCAAAGGCAAGAGCUUCGAGAAGAUCAAAUUCGCUGUGGUCCGCAGGGCGCAAUUCUCAAGGCCGCAGUACUUGAACGAUGACGACUGCCUCUGGGAGGUGGCCGCGAACCCGGAUGACUCCCUUGGCUUGGACCAUCCCGACCGGACACGGGCGGUGCGGAACGGCGCCGGGGACCUGUUUCUCAAGGGCUAGACGGAUCGGCUUUAUAUAUACGGGGUAUGCAUUCGUUUUGGCAGUGUUGCAACUCCCCGCAUGUGUAUCCUUAUGUCCGUGGCGCCCGGCAAGCGGGUUGAUCAUUGACACCCCCUCCCCCCCCCCAAAAAAAAAAAACAAAAAAAGAAAAAAAAACAAAGUUGGUAGCAUUGGGAUUCAGAUAUUACAUGUGCUGGUUAGUUCCUCUUGUCUCUGGUUCUUUUUCCGGU
Thermothelomyces thermophilus ATCC 42464 is the source of this 4080-nucleotide messenger RNA. RefSeq lists its product as uncharacterized. NCBI's taxonomy places the organism in Eukaryota, Fungi, Ascomycota, Sordariomycetes, Sordariales, Chaetomiaceae. Gene Ontology annotation, molecular function: cysteine-type deubiquitinase activity; protein binding; cysteine-type endopeptidase activity. Gene Ontology annotation, cellular component: cytosol; nucleus. The transcript has 10 exons. The coding region runs from base 341 to 3850 and encodes 1169 amino acids. The record is from RefSeq and is a predicted model, not a curated record. Gene Ontology annotation, biological process: protein deubiquitination; regulation of protein stability.